AUGGAUAGAUUAAAUCAAUUAAGUGGUCAAUUAAAACCAAACACCAAACAAUCUAUUUUACAAAAAAACCCAGACGAUGUAGUCAUUGUUGCUGCAUACAGAACUGCUAUUGGUAAAGGGUUCAAAGGUUCUUUUAGAAGUGUUCAGUCGGAAUUUAUUUUGGCUGAAUUCUUGAAGGAAUUUAUCAAGAAAACCAAAGUUGAUCCAUCUUUGAUUGAAGAUGUUGCCAUGGGUAAUGUUUUGAACCAAGCUGCAGGUGCCACUGAACAUAGAGGUGCUUGUUUGGCUGCUGGUAUUCCAUACACCGCUGCUUUUAUUGCUGUCAAUAGAUUUUGUUCUUCUGGGUUAAUGGCUAUUUCUGAUAUUGCCAACAAGAUCAAGACUGGUGAAAUCGAAUGUGGUUUAGCUGGUGGUGUUGAAUCCAUGUCUACUAAUUACCGUAACCCAAAGGUUGCCCCAAAAAUUGACGAACACUUGGCUGAUGAUGAACAAAUGGAAAAAUGUUUGAUUCCAAUGGGUAUCACCAAUGAAAAUGUUGCUAGCCAAUUCAAUAUCUCCAGAGAAAGACAAGAUGAAUUUGCCGCCAAAUCAUAUAAUAAAGCUGCCAAGGCUGUUGCUUCUGGAGCUUUCAAGCAAGAAAUCUUGCCAAUCAGAUCUAUCAUCAGAAACUCUGAUGGUACUGAAAAGGAAAUUAUCGUUGACACCGAUGAAGGUCCAAGAGAAGGUGUUACUGCUGAAUCCUUAUCUAAAUUGAGACCAGCUUUUGAUGGUACUACCACUGCUGGUAACGCCUCCCAAGUUUCCGAUGGUGCUGCAGCCGUUUUGUUGAUGAAGAGAAGUUUGGCUGAAGCUAAAGGAUACCCAAUUGUUGGUAAAUAUGUUCUUUGUUCAACUGCAGGUGUUCCACCAGAAAUCAUGGGUGUUGGUCCAGCCUAUGCCAUCCCAGAAGUCUUGAAGAGAACUGGUUUGACAGUUGAAGAUAUUGAUGUAUUUGAAAUCAAUGAAGCCUUUGCUGCCCAAUGUCUUUACUCUGCUGAGCAAGUAAAUGUACCUGAAGAAAAAUUAAACAUCAAUGGUGGUGCUAUUGCCUUGGGUCAUCCAUUGGGUGAAACUGGUGCUCGUCAAUAUGCUACUAUUAUUCCAUUAUUAAAACCAGGUCAAAUUGGAUUGACUUCAAUGUGUAUUGGUUCUGGUAUGGGUUCUGCUUCAAUUUUGGUUAGAGAAUAG
This is a messenger RNA of Candida tropicalis MYA-3404, 1227 nucleotides long. It is a transcript of the gene POT1, whose product is annotated as acetyl-CoA C-acyltransferase. The coding region runs from base 1 to 1227 and encodes 408 amino acids. Gene Ontology annotation, molecular function: acetyl-CoA C-acyltransferase activity. Lineage: Eukaryota; Fungi; Ascomycota; Pichiomycetes; Serinales; Debaryomycetaceae. The transcript has a single exon. The record is from RefSeq and is a predicted model, not a curated record. Gene Ontology annotation, cellular component: peroxisome. Gene Ontology annotation, biological process: fatty acid beta-oxidation; phenylacetate catabolic process.